CGACCUAGGGAGGAUUCGGUGCUUCGACAAAAUCCACGCGCACUGCCUCUUGUCGCCCUUUGCCGAAUUGCGAGGAUGCUGGCGACCGAAUCGAACAAUUUCCAGGAGAAAACCAUGUGCGGUCGGCGAGUGCGAGAGUGACUUGACCCCUGGAAAGGAGUAGUGUGGGCACUCGGCGCUGCUGCUAGGCGACCGCCGCGCUUCCAGUUCACCGACUCCGAGCGUGAAAACGACGACCGAUCGGAUUGAAAGUUGUUUUAUUUCCCGACCGAUCGGCACCUGUGCGGUUUCAAAGUGCAGUGUGUGUGUGGAACAAGGACUUUUGACAAUAAUUUUGGAUUACCUGAAGCCGUGCCAAGACUGUCUGCGCGAGGCACGGAUCGGGCGAAAGAUGUACCUGACAAGGUGACGCAGAGGGCACGCGCAAUGCUGUCACCAAAGGGCAGGACGGACACGCCGUUCGUCGUCGUGGCGCUGACGCUGUUGCUGAGCGUCGCCAGCGCCGAGUACACAUGCGAAUUCAAGAUCUCCGAAGGGGUGCCCAUCGGCACCAGCGUCGGCCUGAUUGGCGUGGCCGACUGUGAGCCGGGGCGGCCGCACCCGCCGCCACCACCCUACCUGGUGGUGCCAGUGCCCGGCUCGGGCGUCGACUCUGACCUGACCGUGGACGCCACUGGCGAGAUCCGAACGCGCGUCGUGCUGGACCGUGAGGUGCGCUCAUCCUACUCGCUGGUGGCGAUUCCACUCAGCGGCGAGAACAUUCGAGUGCUGGUGCGCGUCCUCGACGAGAACGACAACGCGCCCACCUUCCCCACACCCUUCAUGCACAUCGAGUUCCCCGAGAACACGCCCCGCGAUGUCAAACGCACCCUCCAACCGGCGCGAGACCUUGACCUGGGCGUCUUCAACACGCAGAGGUACAACAUCGUCUCGGGAAACGUCAACAAUGCCUUCCGCCUCUCCUCGCACAGGGAGCGCGACGGCGUCCUCUACCUCGAUCUGCAGAUCAACGGCUUUCUGGAUAGAGAGACCACCUCUUCCUACAGUCUGGUGGUGGAGGCCCUGGAUGGCGGCACUCCACCUUUGAAAGGUUCCAUGACCGUCAACAUCACCAUCCAGGACGUCAACGACAACCAGCCGAUUUUCAACUCAACCCGGUACUUUGCCACCAUCCCUGAAAACGCAACCGUGGGAACUAGUGUCCUUCGGGUGUACGCCAGUGACUCUGACGCCAGUGCGAACGGACAGAUCGCGUACUCAAUCAAUCGGCGGCAGAGCGACCGGGACAACAUGUUCCGCAUUGACGCCACCACCGGAGAAAUCGCAGUCAACCGCCCGUUGGACUUUGAAACCCGGGAAGUGCAUGAGUUGGUGGUUGUUGCUCGAGACGGCGGUGAAACGCCUUUGGAGACCACGGCCUUUGUUUCCAUCAGGGUGACGGACGUCAACGACAACCAACCAACCAUUACAGUCAUCUUCCUGAGUGACGACGCGACCCCGAAAAUCUCCGAAGGUGCCCAGCCAGGCGAAUUCGUGGCUCGCAUUUCUGUAAACGACCCUGAUUCAAAGGAGGAGUACGCCAAUGUGAACGUCACCCUGGAAGGUGGAGAGGGCCAUUUCGGUUUAGCCACUCAGGAUAAUAUAAUUUACUUGGUCAUCGUUUCUCUACCCCUGGACAGAGAACUGCAGCCGGACUACACUUUGUCCGUCGUGGCGACUGAUCAGGGCAACCCACCCUUGCACGCAGCCCGAACCUUCAAACUGCGAGUGACGGACGUGAACGACAAUGCCCCUGAAUUCGAACAGGCCGUUUAUCACGCCAACGUGCUCGAGGUGGCCGACCCAGGCACCUCGGUUGUCCAGCUGUCCGCCGUAGACAAGGAUGAGGGCAACAACUCGGCAGUGACCUACUCGAUUGUGCAGACUCCGGACACGCACUCGAGUUGGUUCGAGAUUGACUCCAAGACCGGAUUGAUCACCACCAAAGCCCCUGUGGACUGCGAAACGGAUCCGGUGCCUCAGUUGACUGUGAUUGCUACGGAUAACGGUCGGCCGCCCCUUUCGGCGUCGGCCACAGUGCUAGUGACGAUUCACGAUGUCAACGACAACGAGCCCAUCUUCGACCAGAGCUUCUACAACGUGUCGGUCGCCGAGAGCGAGCCCGUCGGACACUGCAUUCUUAAGGUGUCUGCGACGGACCCAGACUGCGGCGUCAACGCCAUGGUCAACUACACGAUGGGCGAGGGCACCAGCAAGAUGAAGGACUUCGUCGUCAAAUCCACCACCGGCGAGGUCUGCAUCGCUGUCCCUUUGGACUUUGAAACCAGGAGCGUUUACGAAUUUCCAGUCAUUGCUACAGACAGAGGUGGCCUCAGUACAACGGCCAUGGUGAAAAUCCAGUUGACGGACGUGAACGACAACCGCCCCACCUUCUACCCCCGCGAGUACAACGUCAGCCUGCGCGAAGACAGGGGUGCCAGCAGCGCCCCCGUCGUCGUCGUGGCCGCCACCGACCUUGACUCUGGUCGCUUCGGAACCGUCCACUACGAACUGGUGUCUGCGGAACCUCCGGAUGACGACGGCCUCUUCAGGGUGGACCGCAAGUCAGGUGCGAUUUUCGUCACGCGACCUUUGAGCAGGGCGGCGCCCAGGCACCACCUGAACGUUUCCGCCAGCGACGGUGCCGGAAUCAAGUCUGCAGUGGACGCCGAGGUAUUCCUCAGCGUCAUCGCACCUGGACAACAACCACCUGUGUUCGAAAAGCCCAGGUACAGCCUGAACAUCAGGGAAGACGCAAGCAGGAGCACCGUCGUCGGAUCCGUCAGGGCCACCAGCAGCGACCCUGGCUCGGGCGUUGUGCGCUACUCCAUCUACUCGGGUGACCCCAACGGCUACUUCAGCAUCGACCCCUUGUCCGGCACCAUCCGCACCUCGGCCGCCCUCGACCACGAGUCGCACCCUUCGGUGCUGCUCAACGUCCAGGCCAUGAGCGGAGACCCGCCGUCCUAUGGACACAGCCAGGUGAACAUCGCGAUCCAAGACGUGAACGACAACGCUCCCGAGUUUGACUCGCCAUCGGUGCGCAUUUCCGUUCCGGAGAACGUGGACCUGGGCACUGCGAUUUACGCGGCGCACGCUCGAGACCCGGACUCGGGCGAGAACGGCGAGGUGCGCUACUCGCUGCCGGUGAACCCAGGCGGCGUGUUUCGCGUGGACGCCAAGGGCGGGCAGCUGACCCUGGCGAAGGCGCUCGACUUUGAGAUGUCGCAGCGGUUCACGCUGGUGGUGCAGGCGUCGGACCGCGGCGCCGAACGCCAGAUGAGCGCCAACCUGAGCGUGCUGGUGGAGGUGCAGGACGCCAACGACAAUCCGCCCACGUUCGAGCGGCCCGAGUACACGGUGCGCGUCCCCGAGUCGCUGCCCGCCAACUCGCAGGUCGUGCAGGUCGCGGCCAGCGAUAAGGACACGGGCAACAACGCCAGACUCACCUACCGCCUGCUGGGCGGCGCCGACGCGCACUUUGGCAUCUUCCCCAACAGCGGUGCCGUCUAUCUCAGGGAACCGCUGGACAGAGAAACGCAGGACAGGUACUUGCUGAAGGUGUUGGCCACCGACAACGGCUCGCCAGCGGGCACAGCCACCGCCAGCAUUGUUGUUGUGGUGCUCGACUCGAAUGACAACGCACCCGAAUUCGCCAAAGAGUCCUACCACUUUGUGGUCAGGGAGAAUUUGGAAGCGGGAACUUCUGUGGGCACCAUUUCGGCGACGGACAAGGACUUGGACAACAACGCUUCCCUCCGCUACAGCCUCAUCCCGGCCAACAACAGCUUCCAGAUCAACCCCGUCACUGGCGAAAUUUUCACCCGCGAGCCGCUGGACCGAGAGGCCAAGGCCGUCUUCGAGCUGGUCGCCGAGGCCAGGGACUUGGGCAGCCCUCCCAGGAGCUCCCGAGUGCCGGUCAAAGUGCAGGUGGCCGACGUCAACGACAACGCACCGCUCAUUGUGGAACCCGAGGAGGACGUGGUUGGUGUUCGGGAACAACAACCGGUGGGAACUGAGGUCGUCAGGGUGCGGGCCAUCGACAGGGACGAGGGCGAGAACUCUUCCAUCACCUACUCCAUCGUUCAAAGUCCUGAGGCCAGUGAUGGUUUUGCUGCGUUCACCGUCGACCCUGUAACAGGGGUGGUUCGCACCAAAGCCAUUCUGACGCACGAGGAAAGAGGCGCCUACCGCCUCGCCGUGGCCGCCUCCGACCGCGGCCGACCCGCCAAACAGAGCGUCCGCCUCCUCAGGGUGGAGGUUCUGGACGUGAACGACUCUCGGCCAACCUUCAGCAGCGCCAGCCUCGUCUUCAGGGUUCCGGAAGGCGUGCCUGUGGGUUUUGAGGUUGGUACUGUGACCGCCGGUGAGGGUGAGAACAACGUUGACGGUGCCAAGGUGACCUACACCCUGAGCACCGAUGACCUGGAUGAUGAGGUCGCGGCCACCUUCACAGUCAGCCGCACCACCGGCGUCCUGCUGACCACCCGUGACCUCGACCGCGAGCACACCAGCUCCUACCAGCUGGAGGUGCGCGCCAUUGACUCGAGUGGGGUGCCGCAGGUCACCAGCCUCAUCAGCAUCACGGUCGAGGUUGAAGACGUCAACGACGAGGCGCCGUUCUUUGCCGAGGACCCUGUGCUGGCCACGGUGGCCGAGGAUUCGGCCAUCGGCACUUCGGUUUGGAACUUCACAGCUGAGGAUCGCGAUUCAGGAGCCAAUGGUGAUGUUCGGUACUCGCUUAGCAAUCAGUGGCCUCGUGACGACUUCGCCAUCGACCCUGAGAGCGGGAUUCUCAGCGUGUCCGGCGGUCUGGACCGAGAACUGCACGCCGAGUACACAAUCGUGGUGACCGCGACCGAUCAGGCGCUCAACGCCUCGCAAAGACUGCGUUCCUCGGCCACGGCCAAAAUCCUGGUGCUCGACGCCAACGACAACUCGCCGCGCUUCGUGUCCCGCUCCACCCUUUGGCUGUCCGGCGAUGAAGCGUCCGGCAUUGGAGCGCCGCCCCUGAUGCAGGUCAUUGCGACAGACGCAGACGUUCAGGACAACGGACGCGUCUCUUAUUUCUUGCAAGGCGAUGCCGACUUGGAAGGCCUGUUCACCAUCGACCUCAACUCAGGACUGCUGGGACUGUCCAGACCCUUGGGGCGGAGACACGGAGGCGCCAGGUUGGUCCUCAACGUGACCGCCAGGGACCAUGGAAAACCGCCGAGGGCCGUUUCGCAAUUGUUGGAGAUCGAAGUGGCCGGCGGAAGUGACAGUCCGCCCAGGUUUUUGCAGAGUGUUUACGAAGCCAUUGUGUCCGAGGAUGUCCAGAGUGGGACGUUUGUCGUCAAAGUUUCUGCCAGGGAUCCUGAUUCUGGUGGUGCUCCAGACAACCUGACCUACUUCAUCCCCGAAGGAAUGGCCGACGGCCGUUUCAGCAUCGACCCGCGUCGCGGGGUGGUGACCACGUCAGGGCCGCUGGACCGCGAACUGACCUCACGGUACGUGCUGCCCAUUUACGUGCGCGACGACUCAGCCCGUCCACCCCAACUCGACUCUUCCACCCUAGUCGUGGUCGUCCUGGACGCCAACGACAACUCGCCCCAGUUCGCCCCCGGCUCGUGCUACCCCCUGUCAGUGCCUGAGAACAGUGACCUGGCCGUCAUCCACACCGUCGUGGCCACCGACCUGGACGAAGGUCGCAACGGCGAGGUCACCUACAGCAUCAGCAGCGGCAACGUCGGCAACAAGUUCAGCAUUGACCUGCACACCGGCGAACUCUCGGCCAGGCCGCUGGACAGGGAGGCGCAGGCCGCCUAUUGGCUGGUCAUCACGGCCGAGGACAGGGGCAGCCCUGCCCUUUCAGGCGCCUGCAACCUGAGCAUCACGGUUGGCGACCAGAACGACAACGACCCCAGGUUCGCCCUGCCCAGGUACGCGGCCUCUCUGCCCGAAAACGCGCCCCUCGGCUCGACGGUGCUCGCCGUCCAGGCCACGGACGCCGACAUUGGGGCCAACGCGCGCAUCACCUACUCGCUGACCAACGAGAGCCAGUGGCUGUUCAAGAUCGACAAUGCCACCGGAGUCAUCACAACAGCUGGAAUGCUCGACCGCGAGAAGCAGCGCGUCUACUCGUUCCAAGUGGUGGCCACCGACGGCGGCCGCUACGACGCCCGUUCCGAAAAGGUCUCCGUCCAGCUGACGGUCAGCGACGUCAACGACAACAAGCCGGUGUUCGAAAGGUACCCUUUCACGGCCGAAGUGGCCGCCUCGACUCAGCCGGGACACGCGCUCGUCCAGGUCACGGCCCACGACAAAGACGAAGGCGCCAACGCGGACAUCGUUUACAGUUUUGUGAAUGAGCCACCCGGCAGCAAAUUCCGGAUUCAUCCGAGCACCGGAGUUGUGACGGCCAGUUCGAGUUUGUCAUCAGACUCAGGGCGCCUCUUCCACCUCGAGGUGCUGGCCAGGGACAAGGGCAACCCUCCGCAGAGUGCGACAGGUUUGGUCGAAAUCAGGGUUGGCGAAACGAGGGACGCUGCCGCCGCAGCUGCUGCUCUCCGUUUCCAAAACUCCACGUAUGUCGUCAGCCUCCCAGAAAACGCACCAACCGGCAGGGACGUCGUUCAGGUUUCGGCGGUUCGAGCUGACGGUCGUCGCCAACGCAUCACCUACAGUUUUGGCAGCGGCAACGAGGACAACACCUUUGAAAUCAACUCCAACAACGGUCUGGUGCGCGUGCGCGACCCUCGGUUGCUGGACUUUGAGACGGCGCCGCGGCUGCGAUUGGUGGUGGUGGCGCAGGCCGACGGCGCCCUGGCGCCGCUGUACGGCUACGCGACGGUGUGGGUCGAGUUGCAGGACGUGAACGACAACGCGCCGCGGUUCACGCAGGAGCGAUACUACGCGUCCGUGUGGGAGGGCAACAACAAGGGCACGUUUGUGAUGCAGGUGUCGGCGACGGACGCCGACGAGGGCGCCAACUCGCACAUCCUCUACCACAUCGUCGACGGCAACCACGACAACGCGUUCGUCAUCGAGCCGCCCUUCUCGGGCCUCGUCAAGACCAACAUCGUGCUUGACCGAGAGAUCAGGGACUCGUACCGACUGACCGUGAUCGCCACCGACGAGGGACGCCCGCAGUUGACAGGCACGGCCACCCUGAGCGUCACCAUUGUCGACGUCAAUGACAAUCAACCCACUUUUCCGCCACAUUCGGUCAUCAGCGUCAAUGAAGGCGCCUCUUUGGGCUCAGUGGUCGCCGAAGUGACUGCCAAUGACGUGGACACCAACCCCGCGCUGACCUACUCGUUCGCCGAGGGUGGAAACCCCGACUCCACAUUCAGCAUUGACCGUUUCAGCGGGGCAGUGACCCUUGCCCGUCGCCUGGACUUCGAAGGCCGGCGCUCGUACGAGCUGAAAGCGCGGGCCUCGGACGCGGCCCACGCCGUCUUCACGUCGCUGACCGUCCACGUGACCGACGAGAACGACAACACGCCGGUCUUUGAGCAGCAGUCGUACGAAGUCGCACUCUCAGAGCUGACGGCGCCUGGGCAGCCGAUUUUGACAGUCAACGCGUCGGACGCCGACUCUGGCGAAAACGCGCGCAUCCACUUCUCCUUGCUGGGAGCCUCCGACGGAUUCAAGAUUGACGAAUACACAGGUGUCAUUUACACCAACCGCAGCGUCGAGUACGACCCUAGGCGACCCCACGUGCAACUGCUCGUGGCCGCCACUGAUGAGGGAAUUCCGUCCAGAUCCGCAGUGGCCGCCGUCAGGGUGCACCUCACUGACGUCACAGAUGCACUUCCACGUUUUCCACAGGAAGAAUUCAGGGUGCACAUUCGUGAGGAUUCCACCCUUGGCUCCAUCGUAAUGCGCCUUCCUCCUGCCGGAGGCUUGACUGACGACUUGGAACGCAGCAGUCUCGAGUUCACCAUCAUCUCAGGGAACGAGGAAGACCUUUUCCGCGUGGUCAGUCCCAGUGGAGAACUAAUUCUGAUUGGCCAGCUCGACAGAGAAACCCGCGACUUGUACACCAUCAAGAUCAGCGUGCGCUCAAGAAUGGCGCCUUCAGCCAACUCCACCGUCACCAUUUUGGUUCAAGUAGACGACGCCAACGACAACGCGCCUGAAUUUUCCCAGCCACGUUACGAGACGCAUGUAAGCGAGGCGGCUGCGGUCGGACGCUCCAUCCUCCGACUGACGGCCACGGACAGAGACAUCGGCCGAAAUGCAAAGUUGCUGUACGAAAUCACAUCUGGAAAUGAAGAAGGCCAUUUUUCACUCGAUCCUAGUUCAGGUGUGAUUUCUAUUGUCUCGCAGCUGGACAGGGAGCGGACACCCAUGCACCGACUGGUGGUCAGGGCAUCAGACCAGUCUCAGGACAACCAACUUGCCGCCCUUGCGUCGGUGAUUGUGGAGGUGGAUGAUGAAAAUGAUAACGCUCCGCGGUUUCCAGUGUCCAGGUACACGGCCUCGGUGCCUGAAAACAGUCCAGUUGGCACCAGGGUCGUCAGGAUUUUGGCCACUGACAUGGAUAAGGGAGAAUUCGGUCAGCUCAACUAUUCAAUUGUGGCAGGAGACGGACGUGGAAGAUUUGCGGUUGAUGAUUCAGGACUGAUUACCACUCUGGCCAUUUUUGAUUACGAGGCAGUCAAUCGCUACUCGCUGACCCUGAAGGCCAACGACCUUGGAGGCCUGACAGCCACGGCUUUGGUCACGGUGGACAUUGAAAGCAGAGACGAAUUCCAUCCAGAGUUCACAGAAAGCACGUACAGAUUUGUUGCACAGCCGUCGCCACCUGUUGGUUAUGUGGUCGGCAGCGUUCAUGCUUCGGAUCGAGAUCUGGGCCCUGACGGAAGGGUCAUUUACACGUUGGCCAGUCAGGACUCGCACUUCAAGGUGAACAGAACCACCGGCGCAGUAAUUGUGAGAAAGGCGAUUUCAAGCGAAGCCGCCGGCAGUGAGGUCAGGCUGGUUGUGUCUGCCAGUUCAGGCCGUCCGGGCUCCCUGACCAACAUGACCAUCGUGGAGGUCGCCCUGAACGCCCUGGCCACCGGCGGAUCCAACUUGGUUGGUGCUGGUGCCGGAUCUGCGGCCGAAGCAGCCUCAGGAGGAAUCGCCGAUUGGGCUCUCGGCCUUCUGAUCGCUCUCAUCCUGCUGGUGGUGGCGUUCGGAGGGGCCUUCGUCUUUCUGCACAUGCGCAAGCAACGUCAGUGCAAACCUUCCAUCAGCACAGAGCCCUUUGACCACUCCUCCUUUGACACGAUUGAUGUUCGCGGCCCAACCACCUCAGCCGUGUCCUCGAUGGCCCAAUUCCCGCCAAAAUAUGAUGAAAUCCCCGCUUACGAAGCAGCCGCCGUCGUGGCCGCUGAGAGAAGACACCACAGACACCACGGCUCGCACCACGCCAACUCAGAACUGUCUGAACAGAGCCAAUCUGCGUCCAGCGGUCGCGGCUCUGCUGAAGAUGACGGCGAAGACGAGGAAAUUCGCAUGAUCAACGAAGGCCCCCUCAUUCAACAAAGCAGUGCCCCCUCCUCCUCAGGUGGCCAUGUGAACCGAGGUCUCCAACUUCCAGGUGACUCUGGCUGCAUUCAGGGUGACGAGGACAACCUGAGUGACGUGUCCGUUCACAACACCCAACAGUACCUGGCGCGCCUCGGCAUCGACACGUCCCGUUCUCAGGUGGACACUUCCAGCAGCAAAGGUGGCACCAGCGUCGUCGCCGGCGGCUCUCAGGAGCUCCUUCCACCUUUGGGUCAUUCCAUCUUUGACGACGAAGGUGGCGAGGCCGACCUGGCCAACCUUUUGUACGCCAAACUGCAGCACGGGCCGGGCAGCAGCAGUGCCAGCGCGGCCGGCGACGACCAGUCGGCCGCUUCCACAGGUGGCGCCGGCGACGUCCGAAACGUCCUUUUGGGCUUCACGGUGGCCGACGAAGGGCCGAGCAUGACCGGCUCCCUCAGCUCCAUCGUGCACAGCGAGGAGGAGCUCACCGGAAGCUACAACUGGGACUAUUUGCUUGACUGGGGGCCGCAGUACCAACCUUUGGCCCACGUUUUCUCAGAGAUCGCAAGACUUAAGGACGACACGGCCCCUUCUUCCACGUACGGCGGCCUCCAGGGCAAAAAAGGGCCUCUGCCGCUCACCCCGCAAGUCAAAACCGUUCCUCCCCCUCUGAUCACCAACGUGGCCCCCAGAUCGAUCGCCCCCGUGGCCAGGGCGUCGCACCACAUGCCGAGGUCGCCCAUCAGCCACGAGUUUGCCGCCGCCAUGUCGCCGUCCUUCUCACCCUCGCUCUCGCCCCUGGCCACCAGGUCACCGUCAAUAUCCCCAUUGGUGGGGCCUUCGUUGGGCCCCCACCACGGCAGGGCCCUUCCGCCCAGGCCGACGGGCCUCGUCUCGGGGACGCCGUCCGGCUCCGAAACGGAACUGCGAAUCUAGUGAUAUUAAAAACAAACAAACAGUGUAGAUAGACAGUGUGAAUAUUGUGAAAUACACCAAUCAAAACUGGACCAAGUAUUGAAUUGAAAAAAGAAAAACCUGCGCCAAUCAAGCGUUGCUCAACCGAGAGUCAGGAUAUGACGUGUAUAAAAAUGGAAAUAAUUAUUAUUAAACACUACGUUGUGAUCGCGAAGUAAAUAAAUAAAAGGCGAACCGCCGCCGCCGCUCUCUUUCCUCUCACGAUUUGUAUACGCGAAAAGUUCUUUCAUGAUAAUUUGCAAAAAUGUCUCGCCACCUCGAUCCGAGACCAUGUGAUAUUGUUUUAUACUUGUAAUUAUUUAUCGCCGUGUUUUUUUUGUUAUAUAUGCGCGUAUAAAUGCCUGCCUGUCGUCGCAAAUUGUGCAAAAAUCAUAUCACAGCGUCCGCCAUUAAAAUGGUCCCAUUUAUAUAUAUUUUGUUCAUUCCAAUCGAGUGAAUGCCGCGUGUGCUGAGGAAUAUCAUGGACGAAACGCCACACAUUCUGUGGAUCUUCAGUUGCCAAAUAAUGAAUACUCUGUAGAAAACUAAAUUAUGAUCUGAGUCGGCAUUUAAGCAAGAGGCGUGAAACAGUACUAAUGUUAAAUAAAUGCAAAAUGAUGGAUACUCGCUGAACUGAAAAUAAUUAAUAUGUAUGUAUUGUUGCGUGAAUUUAAAAAUGUGUAAAUUUUGUACGUCCGACAACGAAUGCGCAGUGUUUGCAAUAUUGAGCGAAUUUUAUAACUGAAGGGUGCAAAUAAAUUAAUAAAG
Neocloeon triangulifer is the source of this 11262-nucleotide messenger RNA. RefSeq names its product protein dachsous (gene ds). Lineage: Eukaryota; Metazoa; Arthropoda; Insecta; Ephemeroptera; Baetidae. Gene Ontology annotation, molecular function: calcium ion binding. The transcript has 18 exons. The record is from RefSeq and is a predicted model, not a curated record. Bases 427 to 10476 code for a protein of 3349 amino acids. Gene Ontology annotation, cellular component: plasma membrane. Gene Ontology annotation, biological process: homophilic cell-cell adhesion.